Messenger RNA from Pedinophyceae sp. YPF-701, 495 nucleotides. The record is from the annotation of a GenBank genome assembly. NCBI's taxonomy places the organism in Eukaryota, Viridiplantae, Chlorophyta, Pedinophyceae.
AUGUCGACGCCGGGUGCGGGCGCCGAUGGUGCCCCAUCUGAGCCGAAGAAGGUGGUUCGCAGGGUCGUCAAGAAGAAGGACGCCGCGGUUGAUGACUCCAAGUGGGAGGAGAAGCAGCGCGUGCCGCCCAGCAAGAUCGACGGGGACAUCAAGGAGUACAUGAAGAUCCAGUACUGCCGGGAUAUGACGGCGCGCAACGUCUGGUACUACCGCGACAGGUUGAGCACGCCGCGGGGCCCGUGCACGCUGUCGACGCUGCGGGAGGCGUGGGUGACGGGGACGGUGGACGAGAACACCCUGGUGUGGGGGGAGGGCCUUGGGGACUUCAUCCCGAUCCGGAACGUGCGGACGCUGGUGGCGCAGAUCCGGACACCGGAGGUGAAGCUCGCGACGUGGCUGAACAAGAAGCUGCUCAUCGAGCCGCGGCUACGGAUGGCGCGCAAGGCCCGCGGGGAGGCCGCCGCGCGCUCGAACCAGGUCGACAACAUGUUCUAG